Molecule: messenger RNA, 1565 nt
Organism: Micropterus dolomieu (smallmouth bass)
Lineage: Eukaryota; Metazoa; Chordata; Actinopteri; Centrarchiformes; Centrarchidae
Product: ecto-ADP-ribosyltransferase 5
Exons: 4
Coding region: 103-942 (279 amino acids)
Molecular function (GO): NAD+ poly-ADP-ribosyltransferase activity; NAD+-protein-arginine ADP-ribosyltransferase activity
Source: RefSeq, a predicted model, not a curated record
CACACCCCUGCAGUUUGAUGUACAUGGACUUGAUUUUCUGAGUUGCUCCAAGAAAUUCACUUUCCUUGUUUCAGCGGUUUGUGCAUAGAGAAGACAAGAAUAAUGUGGGACAGAAGAAAACUUAAUCUUGCUGCAAUCAUUUUCACAGCUCUCUAUUACAAAGAGACUGCAGAGAGCGCAACACCGCUGGAACUGGACAUGGCCCCAGAUGCUGUAGAUGACAUGUACAGUGGAUGCCGUAACGAGGCACUGGAAAAGUUUAUCCAUUCAGAUCUGUUAAAACAAGAGCUAAUUGGCAGUAAAACAUUCCAGAAAGCAUGGAAUACAAAUACCCAGUGUUCAAAGCUGUUACAUGGAAAACAAAAAGAACAUACUUCUGCACUUAUGGCAUAUGUUAACGCAGAUGAAACAUUUAAAAACAAAUUGGACCAUGCAGUGAAGACAUCGGGCGUGAAUGUUAGCUUCUAUGAAGACCACUUCCAUUUCAAGUCUCUUCAUUUCCUGCUCAUGGAUUCCAUGACACUGCUGAGUCCAAAUCAGUGCAAGACUAUGUAUGUUUUGUCAGAAAAACAAUACAAAGCAGAAAAGGGCUCAAAUGUGAGACUUGGAAGGUUCAUUGAAGUUCAGUCAAGCUAUAAUGAGGUAAAGGAUAUGCUAGAUUUGGACGAAGUUGUCAUCUUUAACAUCACUUCUUGCUUCCUUGUCAACCUGGGAGACAUUUGCAGCGAAAAGGACUCUGCUCUCAUAUCUCCAGCUGAAGUCUUCACUGUGGAGGAAAUAAAGGAAAUAGCGCACGAUGACCAAUCCUACACGGAGAUUGUUUUGAAACACUCAGAACUGUACAGCUCGCACAACUGUUACAUCUUUUCACGGUCCACAGCUGAUGUCUCCACCCAGUGGCUUGUGUUGGUGCUUGUGGCUUUAUCUCUUUUUUUCCUUUAAAGGUUCAGUGUGUGAGUUCUAGUGACAUCUAGUGGUGAGGGUUGCUAAUUGUACCCCCCUCAAAGCGAGCAGUAUAGCUAUGCAGGACAAAGAUGUCAUCUAUGAGAUAAAAGAGAUUGCCACACAAUAAAUCACGUACGUUUCUUUUAGAUAUAUUAAGAAAUUAAAGAAAUUAUGUAAAACCAUUUUUUUUUUCAAUAUUAUUGUUACUUUUUCAUUAAUAAACAACAGCCACAUGAAAAGUGGUACAUGAUGUAUCACACUCCUAUAAUACAUUAUCUUACAUCUUGGGAGGGUUGGCUCAUCUGGACUAACAUACUAAAGUAACUGAAAUUCUCAAACACGAUCACAUCUAGUGCAUCAAGUAUGACAGAUACCAGGACAAUGUAAGCCUCACUGUUUCUGCACAGUCCAUUAUAAGCCACAUAAUACAUGAAGUUUACAAAGGCAUUGGCUGGUGAGGAUCAGCUCCUCUCGCUUUGCUUAAAUAGAUAAACAAUCUGCAAAUAUUAACAAAAUGUCUUUUUAAUUUUUUUGAAAUACAAAAGAAACACAAAGUAGUACUGACAGCCAUAAUUUCAGCUUGUGGUAAAAUUUUGCAACGUUGUAAUGGGCAUUUAGCA